Molecule: messenger RNA, 3513 nt
Organism: Dama dama (fallow deer)
Lineage: Eukaryota; Metazoa; Chordata; Mammalia; Artiodactyla; Cervidae
Gene: ESYT2
Product: extended synaptotagmin 2
Exons: 23
Coding region: 16-2610 (864 amino acids)
Biological process (GO): lipid transport
Molecular function (GO): lipid binding
Source: RefSeq, a predicted model, not a curated record
CUACGCGGCGGGGCCAUGAGCGGCUCCAGGGCUCCGGGCCCCGAGGCGGGCGCCUCCGGGGCAGAGCCCCCCGGCGCGGCGCUGAGCGUGGACGUGGCAGGGCUGCUGGCACAGCUGGCGCGCAGCUUCGCGCUGUUGCUGCCGGUGUACGCGCUGGGCUACCUGGGCCUGAGCUUCAGCUGGGUGCUGCUGGCUCUCGGGCUGCUAGUGUGGUGCCGCAGGAGCCGCGGCCUUAAGGCCACCCGCCUGUGCCGCGCGCUGGCGCUACUGGAGGACGAGGAGCGCGCCGUGCGCCUCGGGGUGCGCGCCUGCGACCUGCCGGCCUGGGUUCAUUUUCCAGACACUGAGAGAGCAGAGUGGCUAAAUAAGACUGUAAAACACAUGUGGCCUUUUAUUUGCCAGUUUAUAGAGAAGUUGUUUCGAGAAACCAUAGAGCCGGCCGUGCGGGGCGCACACACCCACCUCAGCACCUUCAGCUUCACGAGGGUGGACAUGGGGCAGCAGCCCCUCAGGAUCAAUGGUGUUAAGGUGUAUACUGAAAAUGUCGACAAAAGGCAGAUUAUUUUGGACCUUCAGAUUAGUUUUGUAGGGAAUUGCGAGAUCGAUCUGGAGAUCAAGCGAUAUUUUUGUAGAGCUGGUGUGCAGAGUAUACAGAUUCAUGGUACAAUGCGGGUGAUCCUGGAACCAUUGAUUGGAGACAUGCCCUUAGUAGGAGCUUUGUCUGUCUUCUUCCUUAGGAAGCCACUUUUAGAAAUUAACUGGACAGGACUGACUAAUCUUCUCGACAUUCCUGGAUUGAAUGGUUUAUCAGAUACUAUCAUUUUGGAUAUAAUAUCAAACUAUCUGGUGCUUCCCAAUCGAAUCACAGUCCCUCUUGUCAGCGAAGUUCAAAUAGCUCAGCUGCGGUUUCCUGUACCAAAGGGUGUCCUGAGAAUACACUUUAUUGAAGCUCAGGAUCUUCAGGGAAAAGACACGUACCUUAAGGGACUUGUCAAGGGGAAGUCAGACCCCUACGGAGUGAUUCGAGUUGGCAACCAGAUCUUCCAAAGCAAGGUCAUCAAGGAGAACCUCAGUCCGAAGUGGAACGAGGUGUAUGAGGCUCUGGUCUAUGAACAUCCCGGACAGGAAUUGGAGAUUGAGCUCUUUGACGAAGACCCAGACAAGGAUGACUUCCUCGGAAGUCUUAUGAUUGAUCUUAUUGAAGUUGAAAAGGAGCGCCUUUUAGAUGAAUGGUUCACCCUGGAUGAGGUGCCCAGAGGGAAGCUGCACUUGAAGCUGGAGUGGCUCACGCUCAUGCCUGACGCGUCGAACCUCGAGCAGGUGCUGACAGACAUCAGAGCUGACAAAGACCAAGCCAAUGAUGGGCUGUCCUCCUCGCUGCUCAUCUUGUACUUGGACUCGGCCCGGAACCUUCCGAGUAACCCAUUAGAAUUUAACCCUGAUGUCUUGAAGAAGGCUGCAAUUCAGAAAGCUUUAAAGUCUGGGAAGAAAAUAAACAGCAACCCAAAUCCUCUUGUCCAAAUGUCAGUUGGUCACAAGGCCCAGGAGAGCAAGAUUCGGUACAAAACCAACGAGCCUGUAUGGGAGGAAAAUUUCACCUUCUUCAUUCACAAUCCCAAGCGCCAGGAGCUCGAAGUAGAGGUGAGAGAUGAGCAGCACCAGUGUUCGCUGGGGAACCUCAGGAUCCCUCUCAGCCAGCUGCUCGCCCGUGAGGACAUGACCCUGAACCAGCGGUUCCAGCUCAGCAACUCAGGCCCCAACAGCUCGCUGAAGAUGAAGCUCGCCCUCAGGGUGCUCCACCUUGAGAAGCAGGAGAGGCCUCCAGACCACCAGCACUCGGCUCAAGUAAAACGGCCCUCUGUGUCCAAGGAAGGGAGGAAAGUCUCCGUCAGGCCUCAGAUGUCUGCGUCGCCGGGCUCGGGUGACAGCGGCACGGCCCCGUCCACGCCAGUCGCUGGGAGCGGCGAGAGGCCUGGCGUGGAGGAGCGAGGCCCGCCCGUGGAGGCCAGCCUGCAGGGCCCGAGGGACCUCGGCCGGAGCUCCUCCAGCCUCCAGGCGGGCCCCGCCGGCUCCCCCAGCCACGUCUCCGUCAAGGAGCCCACCCCAAGCAUCGCCUCGGACAUCUCGCUGCCCAUUGCCACGCAGGAGCUGCGGCAGAGGCUGCGACAGCUUGAGAAUGGAACCACCCUGGGACAGUCACCCCUGGGGCAGAUCCAGCUGACCAUCCGGCACAGCUCGCAGAGGAACAAGCUGGUGGUGGUCGUGCACUCCUGCAGAAAUCUCAUCGCCUUCUCUGAGGAUGGCUCUGAUCCCUACGUCCGCCUGUAUUUGUUACCAGACAAGAGGAGGUCGGGAAGGAGGAAAACACACGUGUCAAAGAAAACGCUGAAUCCCGUGUUUGAUCAGAGCUUUGAUUUCAGCGUCUCACUGCCAGACGUGCAGAGAAGAACCUUGGAUGUGGCCGUGAAGAACAGCGGCGGCUUCCUGUCCAAAGACAAAGGGCUUCUUGGCAAAGUACUGGUUGGCCUGGCAUCUGAAGAGCUCGCCAAAGGCUGGACCCAGUGGUACGACCUCACCGAAGAUGGGACGAGGCCCCACGUGGUGACGUAGGCCGCACCAUCAGGAAGCCCUCCAUGCACCUGCCCGCCCUGCCCCGACACCCUACACACACACCCCCCGGCAGACACACCCACGCUGCCCCCGCACCGACACACCCCUCCCCCCACCCCUCGCAGGCGUACCCAUGCUCUUUUUAUAAUUUCACGUACUUGGUUACUGGCCCCCUGACGGUUUUAUAAAAUGUUGAUAUUUUAGGCGUAUUUCGCCAGUAUUAGUAUUAAGUUUUGUAUGUUUAAAUUUCCUCUAGUAUUUCACCAGUUGUUACGGCGCGUAGCAUAGCGGCCAGCUGUUGUGUGUGUAAAGCUGUAUGUCGGCCGUCUCUCCUAGGAAGCCGGUGUAUGGACCUGCUUAUUAUUGCCUUGUUUUGUAUAUCACUGAGGUGUACUAUGCUAUAUAAAGAGACUAUUUUUUAUGAUCUCUACAUGCUGGUUUGAAAUUCAGAGAAAAUGGAUCAAGGAAAUAUAUAUAUUUUUUUCUUCUAAAACUUAUUAAAUUCUUAUUACAAAUAAUCAUUUUUGUCUUUGCAGGAAAAAGUUCUCAGUGACCUAUUUUGUGGUGUUUCUUUUUAAAAAGAAAAGCUGAAAGAUUAGUAAAUGCUAGUAUAUUUCUGCUCAUUAUGAAUGGUAAAAGAAUGUAUGCAAAAUAUUUACACUUUCAUAAAUAUACAGAUGUAUUAUAAGGAGUCAGUUGUAGUGCUUAUAAGGAAAAAUGUUGUAUAACUGAGCAAUAUAAAAUAUCACAAGAAUUGUCACGGUUCAUAGUGCACUAAUCUGAAAUUUCUCACAUAAAGUAGAAUGUCUUGUUUAUUUUUAGUUGCUUGUUAUAACUUAUUCAUGAAACAGUACAGAUACAGAAUCCUUUUCCUGAAAUAUAAUACUUCAAUGUUAGCAGUUA